Messenger RNA from Corticium candelabrum, 2133 nucleotides. RefSeq lists its product as uncharacterized. Bases 140 to 1951 code for a protein of 603 amino acids. The record is from RefSeq and is a predicted model, not a curated record. The transcript is spliced from 5 exons. Gene Ontology annotation, biological process: regulation of apoptotic process. Lineage: Eukaryota; Metazoa; Porifera; Homoscleromorpha; Homosclerophorida; Plakinidae. Gene Ontology annotation, molecular function: GTP binding.
AGGAAGCGCAUCGUGAUGAUUCCUUGCCAAGUGUUGUAGGAAACGCGUCGUGAUGAUCUCUGUCUUUCCACUUCAGUGCCGCUGUUGACCGUCUAGCGUUUCAUUGCUCUUCCACGCUUUCUACCAUCAAUUGUCCACCAUGAGCACAUCUCAGCAGAAUGAAUAUGAACAAUACAUUAUAAGCAAUAUGGUGGAACUUGUUCAAACGUUGAGUGUUUCUGCUAUAAUAGACCAUUUACUCUUACAUCGUUUGGUAACAAUGGAAGAACGUCAUAGACUGAUGCAAUGUUCUACUGAGCAAGCGAGAUCUCGCAUGUUGUUGUGUGAGAUUUUGCCAUACAAGGGAAAUGAUGUUGUUGGUAGAUUGUGUAAGGUCCUCGUUGCUGCAGGACAGCAGCACAUUAUAAGAGAAGUUCUAGGGAAAGAAGUCGGACAAACACACGUUGUCCAAAGACUGACAACAACGGGGAAUACUCAGGGGAUAGGAAGACAUCCCCAAGUUGCUGCUCCAGGUGUGGGAGAAAUGGAAAUGCUGAAAGAUCAGGUGGUACAGUCGGACAGAGAGAAGAGAAAGGUGACGGUGCAAUUGGAGAAGGAAAGAGAACGAGCGGAGGGUGCACAGAAAGAGCUGUGUACAGCAAGAGAAGAAAUCCGGAAAACAAAAGAGGAAACAAGCCAAGCAAGACAAGAAACUGGACAAGCAAAGCAAGAGAUGAAGAAAGCAAUGAUUGAAGCAAAGGGAGAACGCCUGAAGACUAGGGCACUUGAAUAUGAAAUUUCAAGGUGUCCUGCUAGUCAUUAUCAUCAGACGCUAAAAACAACAGACGUGGAUUGUUGCUACAGUGCAGGAGUCACAUUCAGAAGCGAGACACGUCGGAAAGACUCAAAAGACGGUGGGCCACAUUCAGCAAAAAACUCAGCUAAUUGGUCAUUGGCCAGUGCGUCAGGUCUACAAUCGAUACGUUGCGACCGCACUGUCCUCUUGAUAGGCAGGACUGGCGCAGGAAAAUCGACUUGUGCAAAUGUUCUAGCCGGUGAUGAUCCAGGAAUAAAAUUCAAGACUAGCGAUGGACCCAUUAGCGAGACAAAGAAGGUGCAGAGCGAAAUUGCUACAGUGUAUUGGUUUGGCAAGACGUACAAAGUCAAGAUUGUUGAUACGAUUGGCAUUGGUAACACUAGGCUAGACGAGAACGAAGUCUUCCUUCGCCUCGCACACGCCUUCCAUAAAUGCAAAGACGGAAUCAACGCCGUCUAUUUUGUUGUAAAAGAUCGCUUUACAAAAGAAGAAGCUGAUGCUUGGGAAGUCAUGUGUAAUGUACUGCUUGGUAAAAACAUUUUCAAUUACACUGCUAUUGUGAGAACACACUUUAGAGAUUUCAGUGAUAGCAAAGCAACCUUCGACGACUUUAGACGGUUAAUUCGAGAAGGUGGUGAGGCUGCAAAGAGAAUCUUGCCUGGCAUACAGCACUUUAUAUACGUCAACAACCCUGAUCCACUAGAUACAGAAAAAGCCACUGCAUUACGCGCUGCUUCUCGAAAGGAGCUUCUCGGGCAUCUCAUCGACAACUGUUUUGACGUCUUCCGACCGCCCAUACUAUGUAAGAUUCAGCAACGUAUUUCUGCGCAGGCACAAGCAAGCGAAGAAUCGACUGAGGAAUUAAUUGAGUUACAACGGUUGAACGAUAAACUCAAAAAAUGCGAAGAUUACGUUCGGCGUGCAAAGCUUGAAAAAGAAAUAGAAGUGGAAAAAAGAAAGAAAGCAGAAGCAGAGGCAAAAACAAUGAAGGAAAUGACAACAAUCGGGAAGGAACAAGCAACAGAGUUAGGAAUAGCUGAGGAAUAUUUGGGAACUGUACCUGGAGCAACUGGUAGGGUAAUUGACCGAUUAGCCUCGAGAAGUGUCGCUGAAGGAGUAGUGGAAAUUGCUAAAGAAAAAUGCUCUGUUAUGUGACUUUAACUCAUUAAUAUAAAAUGAUGUCUGCACUAUGCUAUUGUAGUAUUCGUGUAGAAGUAGUAUUUUUAAAUUUAAAACAGAUUGAAGACACCAUAUGUUUAGAUAGUAUAGUAAACAGUUGUGUCUUGAAAAUGUGAGUUAAAUCUAAAAAGUUGGAAGCCCUAUGAUAAUAUGGAUAU